AUGACACACUCCAUUGAGAGUACCUCAAUAGAUAAUCAAAUUCCACUGCCUCUUCAAACUGAAAAAGAUGAGCGUAUCAUAAAAAAAGGAAGGAAAAUGCAUCAAUUAAGCGACAAAAAGGAAACAAAUGAUCCAUCAGAGUCGCAAACAAAGAAAUGUAUAAAUCAAAUUUUUGCUAAAAUGUUUGAGGAUUUGGACAAAUCAUCUUUUAAAUCGUGUACCAUAUUCAAAGUAAAUGUGCGGCUACGUGAAUCAAAUCCAGAUGCUUAUACACCGAAGAUGGUCUCUAUUGGUCCUUACCAUAGGAAAAAUCCUCAACUUCGUCCAAUGGAAAAGUACAAAUUAUUAUACCUACAACGAUUUCUGAAACGAAGAGAGGGGUUCGAUGUGAAAUAUUGGAUCGGUAAAUUGGAGGAACUGAAGGAGGAAGCACUAAAGUGUUACGAUGAUAUAGAAGGCCUCGAUAUUGAUAACCGUCAUGAAUUUUGCAAAAUGUUGUUGCUUGAUGGUUGUUUUGUGGUUGAAUUUAUUCGUGAGUGUUCUGAAAAAUAUGCAGAAGAAGGAGAAGACAAAAUUAUCAAUUUUGUUGAUUACAAAUAUAAUCAAAUACUUCGAGACUUGUUGUUACUAGAAAACCAACUUCCUUUCUUUAUCCUCAACAAGCUGCAUGACUUAACAGUGAAACAUGAUGAAUUUCAAUUGGAAGAACUGGCGAUCACUUUGUUUAGCCAUGUUGUUAACUUGGGAUUUAUGUCAGUAACCGGUACUGUUUCGUGUCUGAUGAAUUUAUUUCUAUCUGAACGUGAUAUGAAACAUUUACUUCAAUUAGUACACACUGUUUCAUGUCCGAGGAAUUUCGGGAAAUCGUCAAACGACAAUGACACCAAGUGGAAUAAGGUCAUGCCAAAUGCAACAGAGCUUUCUGAAGCUGGAGUUAGAUUUGCAAAGUUCAAUCAGACGACAAGUUUAUUUGAUAUAAAGUUUGAGAAUGGAUUGAUGACAAUAUCAUCUCUUGACGUGGUAGAUGAUACCGAAACCCUCCUACGAAAUCUCAUUGCUUAUGAGCAACAAUCAAUUGAUUUACAAUAUUUAUAUUUCAGUGAUUAUGCAAUUUUUAUGGAUCAAUUGAUCGACACAGAUAAAGAUGUGAGUUUGCUUCGCCAUAAAGGAAUCAUAGCAAACUGGAUAGGAGAGGACAAAGAAGUGGCUAGCCUCUUCAACAAAAUCGGAAACGGGGUCACUGUUUAUUCCAACUUCUAUUACAAAGAAGUAUUCACAAAAGCAGUUAAACAUUGUGAUGAAAAAUCAUGGAACAGAAUGAAGGCAAGUUUAAAGCACAAUUAUUUUAGUAGUCCUUGGGUAGGAGCUUCAACUAUGACAGUCAUCAUACUCCUCAUACUCACUACUAUACAAACUAUUCUAGCUAUCAUAAGUGCCUUUAAGUAA
Solanum verrucosum is the source of this 1446-nucleotide messenger RNA. RefSeq names its product putative UPF0481 protein At3g02645. The coding region runs from base 1 to 1446 and encodes 481 amino acids. The record is from RefSeq and is a predicted model, not a curated record. The transcript is spliced from 2 exons. NCBI's taxonomy places the organism in Eukaryota, Viridiplantae, Streptophyta, Magnoliopsida, Solanales, Solanaceae.